AUGUCCUACGAGCGAGAUCCUGAACAAACUCCGGCUAUUCUAUCUCCCCAAUAUGCUUCUCCGAACGACAAAUCCAUCCCAAACACCCCCACUACUAUGUCUCCCCCUAGUGCGAGAGACUCUGUCGUCGCCCGAUUUCAGAUACACUCGGCACAGAUUCCGAAGGCGUGGAUCUCUCCCAUCUGUGGAGCUGGCGCCGGUUUUGCGUCCGGCAUUGUCACCUGCCCUUUAGAUGUUAUUAAGACAAAACUGCAAGCCCAAGGUGGCUUUGCGACCAGAUCAUCCAAAAACCCAUACGCCAAAUCCUCACACAUCUACAAGGGCGUUAUCGGAACUGGUCGCGUGAUAUGGCGCGAAGAUGGUAUUCGGGGAAUGUACAGAGGGUUAGGCCCGAUGCUGUUGGGUUACCUACCUACAUGGGCUGUUUAUUUGACAGUCUAUGAAAACACCAGAGAAUUUUGGUACGAUACUUGUGGAAGCUGGUGGAUUGCUCGAUGUUACUCAUCCUUGACCGCUGGCGCGUGCUCGACCAUUUUGACCAACCCGAUAUGGGUCAUCAAGACCCGUUUGAUGUCUCAAAGCAGCAGAUCUGCCAGUGAUGGGAUGCGUGCCCCUUGGCAUUAUACUUCAACUCUGGAUGCUGCAAAAAAGAUGUACCACACUGAGGGAAUUCAGUCCUUCUACUCAGGUCUGACUCCCGCUCUUCUUGGACUGACACAUGUCGCUGUUCAAUUUCCACUUUACGAGUACUUCAAGAUGAGGUUUACUGGCUAUGGAAUGGGAGAGCAUCCUGCGGAGGACAGCGGAGCUAAUUGGGUUGGUAUCUCGGCGGCCACUUUUCUCAGCAAGAUAUGUGCCAGCACUGCAACCUAUCCCCACGAAGUACUUCGAACCCGUUUGCAAACUCAACAACGGAGAGGUUUGUCAUCCAGUGAUGGGCUCCAAGUGAAAGCACGCUAUACAGGUAUCCUACACAUGUCUCGAAUUAUCUUAGCAGAAGAAGGCUGGCGAGCAUUCUAUGCUGGAAUCGGGACCAAUCUCAUCCGUGCCGUCCCGGCUGCGAUGACUACCAUGCUUACUUAUGAGUGGCUACAAAAGACCAUUCGCCACUCUCAGGAAGUCGGUGCCGAAUUGGCAAAAACCUCCGAGGAAUACCGCAGCUGA
This is a messenger RNA of Exophiala bonariae, 1164 nucleotides long. RefSeq lists its product as uncharacterized. NCBI's taxonomy places the organism in Eukaryota, Fungi, Ascomycota, Eurotiomycetes, Chaetothyriales, Herpotrichiellaceae. The coding region runs from base 1 to 1164 and encodes 387 amino acids. Gene Ontology annotation, biological process: pyrimidine nucleotide import into mitochondrion. Gene Ontology annotation, cellular component: mitochondrion. The transcript has a single exon. The record is from RefSeq and is a predicted model, not a curated record. Gene Ontology annotation, molecular function: pyrimidine nucleotide transmembrane transporter activity.